UUUGCAACUCGCAUGUUACCGACAGCCGAUGGAGCACCAAUAUGUGAAAUUUGAAAUUGUGACAUUUCUUAAGCAUAGUGGACAAAGGCUAUAAGGCUAUUAAAAUUUUUGCCAUGCCAGCAUCUUCCCAUUAAUUUCAACAUAUCUGAGAGAUGCUCCUAUCCUACACUGUUCCAUACAAUAUUUAGCCGAUUAUGUUUUGUAUAUCCGUAAACAAUCGUCAAGCCAUUUUAAAAGUUUAUUUAAAAUGUCUGACGAGCGUGCAAAUGUCAGAGCAGAUUAAGCAAUCCGGGUGCACUGGGGGAUGGACUCACAUCCAAUCUAAAUUGAAUAACCUCACCCGGAAAUUUGAAAAAACAAUACAAUUGGACCGAGUAGAGGAGCUCCAUAUACAUGGGUCCAUAAUAAAUUGACCAAAUAUUAGGCUCGUUUAAGAGCUAUGCUGCUGUCACGGUGGAUAACCAUGUUCUGAAUAUUUAAAAUUGGCCAUAUCCCGAAAAGAGUCCAUUAAAUGAAGCCCCUACUUCGGGGCCGUAUUACUUGACUUGGAAGGAAAUCUUUGCGGCGCAUAUGUAAAUUAAAGCAAGUCGAUCAGCUGCUUAUGUAAAGAAGCGGCACUUUUGCAACUCGCAUGUUACCGACAGCCGAUGGAGCACCAAUAUGUGAAAUUUGAAAAUGUGACAUUUCUUAAGCAUAGUGGACAAAGGCUAUAAGGCUAUUAAAAUUUUUGCCAUGCCAGCAUCUUCCCAUUAAUUUCAACAUAUCUGAGAGAUGCUCCUAUCCUACACUGUUCCAUACAAUAUUUAGCCGAUUAUGUUUUGUAUAUCCGUAAACAAUCGUCAAGCCAUUUUAAAAGUUUAUUUAAAAUGUCUGACGAGCGUGCAAAUGUCAGAGCAGAUUAAGCAAUCCGGGUGCACUGGGGGAUGGACUCACAUCCAAUCUAAAUUGAAUAACCUCACCCGGAAAUUUGAAAAAACAAUACAAUUGGACCGAGUAGAGGAGCUCCAUAUACAUGGGUCCAUAAUAAAUUGACCAAAUAUUAGGCUCGUUUAAGAGCUAUGCUGCUGUCACGGUGGAUAACCAUGUUCUGAAUAUUUAAAAUUGGCCAUAUCCCGAAAAGAGUCCAUUAAAUGAAGCCCCUACUUCGGGGCCGUAUUACUUGACUUGGAAGGAAAUCUUUGUGGUGCAUAUGUUAAUUAAAGCAAGUCGAUCAGCUGCUUAUGUAAAGAAGCGGCACUUUUGCAACUCGCAUGUUACCGACAGCCGAUGGAGCACCAAUAUGUGAAAUUUGAAAAUGUGACAUUUCUUAAGCAUAGUGGACAAAGGCUUUAAGGCUAUUAAAAUUUUUGCCAUGCCAGCAUCUUCCCAUUAAUUUCAACAUAUCUGAGAGAUGCUCCUAUCCUACACUGUUCCAUACAACAUUUAGCCGAUUAUGUUUUGUAUAUCCGUAAACAAUCGUCAAGCCAUUUUAAAAGUUUAUUUAAAAUGUCUGACGAGCGUGCAAAUGUCAGAGCAGAUUAAGCAAUCCGGGUGCACUGGGGGAUGGACUCACAUCCAAUCUAAAUUGAAUAACCUCACCCGGAAAUUUGAGUAAGAUUUUAUGUUGCAGUGGAAAAUAGAUUAAUUGAAUAUAUUUCUGACAAGAAAAACAAUACAAUUGGACCGAGUAGAGGAGCUCCAUAUACAUGGGUCCAUAAUAAAUUGACCAAAUAUUAGGCUCGUUUAAGAGCUAUGCUGCUGUCACGGUGGAUAACCAUGCAUCGCCUGGAUGUACUCCUCGAUCGUAUCUCGUGAGUGACUACCUCAGAUUCAGCCAAUCUGGGAUCGCGGAUGUAUGUUAGUGUAUCCAAUACCACUCCUUUGCCUGACUAGGACGUGGAAGUCGUGGCGACUCUCCAUGGAACCUGUUCCGCCAUUAAUACCAAUCCCCAUCUCCGGAUAAGCACCACUUCUGUCAUGGGCAGCGGUUCGGAUGAACUUGGCAUCCAGUACCUCUAAGCUCGUGUGGAAUACCAUUUGUCCAGACUUGUACCGGAUCUGUGUGGCCCCACUGAGCGGCUUCUAGCAAUCGAUGAUCGACCGCUCUGGCUGGAUGUACUGGACGGUCGACUCUCAUUGCUGCUACGACGUGAGUCAGGCUUGUGUUCUGUAACGAAUAACGUCAAGGUGCUGUUGGGCGGCUAACCAAAUCGGAGUGCGCACUGGCAUCGGCUGUGGCUCGUCGGCAUGCACCCGCACUGAUUUCACUGAUUCUGCUGGUUAAUUUGCUCCCAAAGUUAUAUAUCUACUUCAUUAAAAUUCACGUACUGAAUGAGGAAGGGGGAGAGGAAUACGGGUUAGGGGGUACAAUAAGACUAGAAAAUGAAAUGACAGGAUGAUGUGCAUAUGCCCACCCUUCCAUGAUCCUGCAAAAAGGCCAAUUAAAAUAUAGAUAUUGGCAGGAUCCCUAUAGGCAGUAUAGUUUUGACUAAGUCACCUCCCUCAGGCGAUGCAUCGCUCCAAAAAAGACAAAUAUUUACUCAGACAUAAUUUAUUCUAGGGUGACAGAUAAACAAAAAUAAUUAUUAUGCAUAACGCUCGAAGCUUCAAAUUAAUAACGAAGGGGCCUGACAUAUGUUUUUCGGCAAGUGGAAGAAGUGCUGUAACAGAUAGUUAUAUUAUACUAAAAUAAUUAAGAAUAUAUAAAUAUAAAUAUAUGAGUAUUCAUAUGGUAUUUUAUAUUAAUUAAUUACAAAAAAAAAGCAUAAUAUAUAAAAGAAAUCGUAAAAGAAUAUGUUUAAGUUAAAUUCGGUAUUCAUAAAGCAAAUGUUCAAAAUCAUCUAGUCGGGGAGCUGCGUAUUUACUCCGAAUGUUACUGGGACAACAAAUGCAAAGUGCUAUAUUACCAUAUCCAGACAAGGAUAUCAACAUCUUAACAGAAUCUCUAAAGACAUGGUCGAACUGCCUGCAGUUCCAGCACACUAGCCGGGAUGAUGUCCUGCCUCGCACGAAGGCCUCCUCCAGUUCUUCAACCUCGUGAACUGUCGGCUUCGUUCCUUGCGAGUAACGCGACGGCUGCACGUACCCAGUCCGGCUUCUGCGACCAAUGUGCCUCUCCACUUCUAUGCACUUUUGGCGCAGCUCAUCUACGUUUGCGGUCUCUUAGCGGCUUCUGGAAUCGCGCGGCGAGCUGACGCAUGUGAAGGAUAUAAUCGUCCAUCCUUCGCUGGUCUGUUGCUCUCGUAGUAGAAGCUCUUGCAUCACAUCAUGCUCCGUCUGAUAGCCCCGGAACCUGUCUAAGAGAGCGUGUCGCAGUUGCAUCCAGCUGUCGACCCGAGAAUGCCGUACGUGCAUCCAAUGCCACAAUAUCAAUGUUCACGGGCAUUGAUAUUGCCUCAGCAGGAACUCCAGCCGAAACACAAACUCCUCGACAGAAUUCAUGGCGUCCUCGCCAUCGAACUUGACGUUCCACCGCUCGAGCUUCAGGUACGCUGCGUCUCGUAAAUUGGCAUACGCUUCCUCCGGCUGAAAGUCAUCCGCUCUCCGGUCCUAUACUCGGAAGUAGCGAUUAUUCUGAUUACGCCAGUUCCUCGUCUGAGCAUCUGCAACGUAUACUGGGCUGCUGGAUGAGUACUCCGCUCCUCGCGCGCAUGGUCUGUGAAGCUUCGGUGGCACUGGUGGUGGAAAUGCCUCGAGCUGAGCCCCUUCUCGCUGUUUCGGGCUGGCGCCUGUUCGUGGUCCCGGCACGACGUGUCUCGGUGGCAUUGGCACAGUGUUAGGCUCUCCGGCGUGGCUCCCUGGCGGCCUAAGCACGUCAAUGAUACCCUUUGUCAUUUCCAUGAAGCCAGUUCGCUUCUCCUGGCGGAUGAACUCGCUGAUGAUAGAUGGCAGAGCAUGCUGAUAUGUCUGGUGGGCCUGAGCUAUCGCCGCGUUCGCUGCCGAUGUGAGCACUGAGUCCUUAGUCGCUUUUGGGAACUCUAGGUUCCGUGGAGGUCUAUCUUGUUGCGCCAAUUCCUUCUCUAGGUCUACCAGAUGACCCUCCGCCGGGAUCUGGUGCUCCUGAAAUCUGCGGAAAUUCAUUGGCGUUCUCACCAGACCUCUUUCCGGACGCGGCGGUGGCAGUGCCGACGCUCCGUCAGCGUCAGAAGCCCAGUCCGACUCCUGUUCUUCAGCCAUACUGAUUCUUGCAGAAAACCGUACCCCUCUCUACUUACUAACCUAACUUACUAACCCUAAUACAAAAAAAAAACAUCACAAAUAAUUCCUAUUAAAUAAAUAAACAUCUACAAACAAAUCUUACUUAUAUUAAAAAAAAUAAAUAAAUAUACAUAGACCACAAAGCUAACUAACACAAAACUAACUAAACUAACACAGAGUGGGGCAAAACAAAUAGUAAACAUUAAACAAAAGCUAACCAAAACAUACCCUAAUAUCAGAUUUUAUCACAAGAUGCCUUUGUCAUCGCGGUUAUCACCACAUGCGAACGUGACUUUCCGCCAUCAACCACGACAAGAGAAACUUCUUAUGCUCAGUGAUAUCCUAGUAAUCUCUGCUUCCGUCGUGCUUCUCGGAUUCCACUACACGCUGCGCGAUUAUGAGCCACCUACUGGUGCCACAUAAGACACCAGCGGCGUGGAUCCUAAAGCCAAGGGAAACUUUUCCUUGUACCUGCAUUGAUAUUUUUAUUUAUUUUUUUGAUAUCUGCCCCCCGACUUCAAAGAAGCCGGGUGCUUCUCCAACUUGGGCGCCAUAUUGUAGCGGAGCUGCUUGUUUAUCGGUGGGCCGCGCUAAAAAUCGGGUCCCGGUUCCGGACCCAGCGUACUCGCCCUACCUGAGACGAUCACCUGAUCUCGUCUCCCUCAUUUUGGCCACUAGAUGGCCUGCAUCAGCCCGUGUCGGCAGCCACUUACAAUCUCAUGCCAGCGGACAUUUCCCUCAACUUCACAGGUAUCUCUGCUGGCUAUCUCCACUCAACUAUUUACGUUCUCAUACACGUGGACAUUUCUUCACCAGCCGGACAACACAAAGAAAGGGCGACACCGAAAGCUAGUGCCAACCGCCGUUGGGAACAACGUGGGAGAACAAAUAUUAUAAAUAUUAAAUUGAGCGAUUGUUGUCACGCUGAAAUAAAAUGUACACUUAGCAUACCUAAAGAGCUCUCUGGGGCGCUAAGAAUGAUGGAAAUAAAUGAUUUUUUGGUAUAUAUAUGUAUGGAUCGUGUGGAUUCGAAAUUACUUCGUUUUUUGUUUUUUUCUUCUUAGAAGGCAGACGCAAAGUGACUUGAUGUCAGCAGCACGCCUUCUCUGGGCUGAGUCUGGGGAGGGGAGUGCUUGGAACUGACUCACUUGGAACUGACUCACUAUCGCCACGGUUCUUGGCCUGUCCAUCUAGGUAGCGUCGUAGACCGUGCCCGAGGGUAUGGAUGAGGUGCGCCGCAGCGUCGAAAACUGGCCGGGGGUGACUUUGUUGGCCUCUCUGGUCCGAGAGCUGGUCCCUUCGUUGCCGGAGCCGUUUUUUUUGUUAAUAGUCUUAUUAUUUUUAUUUGUUCGUCUCGUGUCGCACGUAAGUUUUAAGUUUUUUCUAAUUUUUGUAUAUUGUGACACAAUGUUUAAAUUCAGAUUUUAUUAU
Messenger RNA from Drosophila montana, 5607 nucleotides. RefSeq lists its product as uncharacterized. The record is from RefSeq and is a predicted model, not a curated record. NCBI's taxonomy places the organism in Eukaryota, Metazoa, Arthropoda, Insecta, Diptera, Drosophilidae. Bases 4574 to 5029 code for a protein of 151 amino acids. The transcript is spliced from 18 exons.